Messenger RNA from Nestor notabilis (Kea), 1489 nucleotides. RefSeq names its product Rho GTPase activating protein 18 (gene ARHGAP18). The transcript is spliced from 10 exons. The annotation marks the transcript as partial. Gene Ontology annotation, cellular component: cytoplasm. The record is from RefSeq and is a predicted model, not a curated record. NCBI's taxonomy places the organism in Eukaryota, Metazoa, Chordata, Aves, Psittaciformes, Psittacidae. Gene Ontology annotation, molecular function: GTPase activator activity. Gene Ontology annotation, biological process: regulation of actin filament polymerization; signal transduction; regulation of small GTPase mediated signal transduction.
GAUCCGGCCAGUAUACAAUGAACCAUGACCAUUCCAAGAAGACCCCUGAUGGAGCAUCAUUUGACCGCUCAGGAUCUCAGGACUCCUUGGAUGAACUGUCUAUGGAUGAUUACUGGAAAGAACUUGAAAAUAUCCAUGAAACCAGAGGAAAUAAUCAUGAAGAACGAGUAGCACUUGUAAUGAAAGAGCCAGAUGAGGGAGAACUGGAAGAAGAAUGGCUGAAGGAAGCAGGUCUGUCAAAUCUGUUUGGCGAGAGCUCUGGCGACUCCCUGGAAAGCGUGGUGUUUCUGUCCACACUGACCCGAACCCAGAGGGCAGCAGUAGAAAAGCGAGUAGAAACUGUCACACAAACCAUGAGGAAAAAAAACAAACAUCACCAGAUCCCUGAUGUCAGAGAUAUCUUCAGGCUCCAAAAUGAUGCAAAGGGAAAAGUGUGUGAUGGAAAUGAACCCUCAACCGGGAGACAAAGUGAAAGCAAAAAUGAAAUGCAAGAUGGAACAAAAGGUCCACAGUUCAGUCUUGGAACUGAUGAGCAGAAGAGCCCGCUUGAAGACAUGCCGUCUUCGGACACUGACAUAAAUUUGGAGAUAUCUUUUUCAGAACAGGCAGCUAAUUUCAAAGACAGCUCCGUAGGCAAAAUGUGCAAGGGUGGAGGGGGUGACACUCUUCUCCCGAAUUUCAGGGUGCCGAAGGACAAAACAGGUACCACAAAGAUUGGUGACCUGGCCCCUCAGGACAUGAAGAAAGUCUAUUCUCUAGCACUGAUUGAAUUAACUGCUCUCUAUGACAUACUUGGGACAGAAUUCAAGCAGCAAAAAGCUGUAAAAAUCAAAACCAAAGACUGUGGCUUAUUUGGUGUCCCGCUGUCAGUUUUACUGGAACAGGAUCAGAAGAAGGUGCCAGGAACCAAGAUCCCACUGAUUUUUCAAAAGUUGAUUGCCCAGAUAGAAGAGGCAACUCUGGAAACAGAAGGACUUCUUAGAAUACCAGGUGUUGCAACAAGAAUAAAGAGUCUAUGCCAAGAACUGGAAGCAAAAUUUUAUGAAGGGACUUUCAACUGGGAAAAUGUAAAGCAACAUGAUGCAGCAAGUCUUUUAAAACUCUUCAUCCGUGAACUGCCUCAGCCACUCCUCACUGUAGAAUAUCUGAAAGCUUUCCAAGAUGUACAGAAACUUCCAACGAAGAAACAGCAACUGCAAGCUUUGAAUCUGUUGGUUCUCCUUCUACCUGAAGCAAACAGAGACACUCUGAAGGUACUGCUUGAAUUCCUCCAAAGGGUAAUUGAUCAUCGAGCGAAAAAUAAAAUGACGCUAAAGAAUGUUGCAAUGGUGAUGGCCCCAAACCUUUUCACGUUUCAUGGCUUUAGCUCAAAGACUAUUGAACAAAGCGAGUUUGUUAUGGCAGCUGGAACAGCAAAUGUCAUGCGUUUUAUGAUUCAAUACCAAAAACUUCUCUGGACAGUAAGUGUAUUCGUAAUGGGCAGGGAGGG